GGUACCAACGCGGACGAAAAAGUCAUGUCGCCGCCUGCUGUGGCGAGGACAAGGACGCAAGAACAAGAGCAACAGCAACAACAACAACAACAACAACAACAACCAGUCGAGCCUUCAGAUCUCGAAAAACACGGGCCCAGGACCUCUUUACAAGACGGAUCAAGACGCCGCAGUAGCAUCGAUAUACAAAGCAUAAUAUCCAACGAAGAACCCGUACCGGUUCUCGAACCGCCUCCACAUCACGGCCAUCAUGGUCACAACCAAGAAGACCACAACGACAUCCGCUACGAAUACCUCACCUUCGAAACAGAGAUCGACUUUGACGAAAUCUAUCCACCUUCUACCACCACCACAACACCCAGCAACACAGGCACAGGCACAGACAUCAAACCGCCCAAGCCGCCCAAGCCGCCGAACCUCAAAAAAUACGAAUCACCACUAACCUGGUCAUCAACGCACAAAACCAUCAUUCUAAUCCUGUCAUGUUACUGCACCUUCGCAGCAGCCUACAGCGCCGGCGCAUACUCGAUCGCCUCGGCACCACAACGCCAGAAAUGGAAUCUAUCACAAGUCGCCUUCAGCGCGGGCGUGACAACAUGGUGCGGCGGAUUCGCACUGUCACCCAUGAUUCUGGCUCCGUUUUCCGAAAUCAACGGACGUCGACCGGUGUUUAUCGGAUCGGCCAUUCUAUUUCUCGCCGGGCUAAUUGCAUGUGCCACAACCCCUUCAUAUGCCGGCAUGUUGGUCGCGAGGUUUUUCGUCGGUGCGGGAGCAAGUACUUUUGCAACCAUGGUCGGCGGCGUCGUGUCGGAUCUCUACGAUGCCAGGCACAGAAAUACCCCGAUGGCAAUCUACAGUGGUUCAGCGCUCGCUGGGACCGGGAUAGGGCCAUUAUGUUCGGGUUUCAUCGUCGGCCGCGCCAGUUUCCGCUGGAUCUAUUAUCACCAGAUCAUCUCGUUGGGGAUCAUGGUUGUCGUGGUAUGGUUCUUCUUUAAGGAGACGAGGGGGUCGGUUUUGCUCAGUCGGAAGGCGAGGGUUAUUAAUGAGUAUUUGGAGAAGAUGGACCAAUACCGAGGUCUCUCGCAGCAAAACACCACCAAUAACACCAGUACUGGUACUCAACAGGUGGCAUCCGAUACCGAUACGACCCACACAGCCGGUGAAAAGAUGGUCCUGGACGACAAAAGCAGAACUUGGACGACGCAACGCAUCAGAUACAAAGUCCUAGCCGACGAAUCCCGCUCCUCGCUCACCCACAUGCUCUACCUAUCCAUCACUCUCCCGUUCAAACUGCUGGCAACCGAGACCGUCGUCUUCUUCUUCUCGCUCUGGGUCUCCUUCGCCUGGGCAUUGUUGUACAUGACAUUCAGCGUCUUACCUUUGGUCUUCUCCACCCGGCAUGGAUUCACGACCGAACAAAACGGCGCCGUAUUCGCAUCCAUCUCCAUCGGCACCAUCCUCGCCACUGUGGUCUCCAUCUACCAGGCCCAAUAUGCACGGACGCGCUGGCCCAAACUGACCACCAGCCCCGAAGGUCGACUCUAUUUCGCCUGCCUCGAGUCCAUUUUGUUGCCGAUCGGAUUGUUCUGGUUUGGCUGGACGACGUACAGUUCUGUGCAUUGGAUCUCGCCCGUCAUUGCUAUCGGUGUUGCUCAAAUGGGCAUUUUUGUCAUUUAUUUGGCGGUGUUUAAUUACUUGGCCGAUGUGUAUCAUCGAUAUGCGUCUUCAGCUCUAGCCGCUCAGAGUUUCAUGCGAAAUAUGAUGGCUGCGGUGUUUCCGUUGUUUACGGUCCAGAUGUUUCGGAAUUUAGGGUAUCCGGGCGCGAGUAGUUUGUUGGGAGGGAUUAGUGCUUUGCUUACUGUUGUGCCGUGGGUGUUGUUGUUUAAUGGGGAGAAGAUCAGGGCAAGAAGUAAGAUUGCGAGGCAGAUCAUGACGCAUAGUGUUCAGGUUGAGGCUGAUGCUUCGUGA
Messenger RNA from Exophiala dermatitidis NIH/UT8656, 1968 nucleotides. Its product is annotated as MFS transporter, DHA1 family, multidrug resistance protein. Gene Ontology annotation, biological process: transmembrane transport. Gene Ontology annotation, molecular function: transmembrane transporter activity. The coding region runs from base 25 to 1968 and encodes 647 amino acids. Lineage: Eukaryota; Fungi; Ascomycota; Eurotiomycetes; Chaetothyriales; Herpotrichiellaceae. The record is from RefSeq and is a predicted model, not a curated record. The transcript has a single exon.